AUGUCUGACGACAAGUUUUUCAACGAAAACACCCUCACUACAGUGCAGGCAUUGUGGGACAAUCUCAGCUACCCGAAGAGCGAGGAUCAUGCACCCGAGCUCUUGAAGGAGGAAGAAGAGAUUCUCGAGUUCUACAAGGGCUGGGCAAGAUGUCUGAACCAAGAGUUCAACAAUGAUUCUGAGAGCGGCAAGCCGUUCUACGAGAUUGACCAGGUCGUCACCUUCGACCUGUUUGGAUUCACCGGCCGCGGAGACUUCAAAGAGCACUUUGAGAAGACCUUCCCAUACUUCUCCAAUGCGACGGUCGAUUUCAAGGAUCUCGAGCUGUUUGCGACAUCAAAAACCUCGGGGUAUUCGACAAUGGUCCAGCGGCUCCGUGGAAAGUCGAAAGACGGCAAAGCCUUCCAGAUGAUCUACCGUGUUACCGGCCUUUUGAGUAAGAAGAAUGGAAGAUGGCAGUGGGUCCAUGAGCAUGUCUCGUUCCCAGUGAAUAUGGCCACCAAGGAGGCAGAUUUCACAUCGUCAAUUGAUCCGAAAGCGGCGUUUCAUUUCUAA
This is a messenger RNA of Aspergillus versicolor CBS 583.65, 555 nucleotides long. RefSeq names its product YybH family protein. The record is from RefSeq and is a predicted model, not a curated record. NCBI's taxonomy places the organism in Eukaryota, Fungi, Ascomycota, Eurotiomycetes, Eurotiales, Aspergillaceae. The transcript is spliced from 3 exons. The coding region runs from base 1 to 555 and encodes 184 amino acids.